Molecule: messenger RNA, 1429 nt
Organism: Nelumbo nucifera (sacred lotus)
Lineage: Eukaryota; Viridiplantae; Streptophyta; Magnoliopsida; Proteales; Nelumbonaceae
Product: uridine nucleosidase 1-like
Biological process (GO): purine nucleoside catabolic process
Cellular component (GO): cytosol
Molecular function (GO): purine nucleosidase activity
Source: RefSeq, a predicted model, not a curated record
AAUUCAGAUUCGUCUUCCGUCGAAAACCAAAUACCUGCCAGCACUGACCAGACAGAAUAAGAGAAGAGUUUCACAACAGAACUUCCUCUUCCUCUCUCUCCCCCCCUCUCUCGGCUUCUUAUCCUCUGCGAGACCAUAGUUUGUUGUGGGUUUUUUUGAUCGGAGAAGAUAAUGAAGUUUGGGAAUUCGAAUUCUCACGAUGAAAUUGGGGGAAAGCCCUCUUUGUGUACUAAGCCUGAAAAGCUCAUCAUUGAUACUGAUCCUGGCAUCGAUGACAGUAUGGCUAUAUUCAUGGCCUUUCAAUUGUCAGAUUUGGAAGUAUUAGGUUUGACAACAAUAUUUGGUAAUGUUACUACAGAGGAUGCUACUCGCAAUGCCUUGCUUCUGUGUGAGAUUGCAGGACGUCCUGAUGUUCCAGUGGCAGAGGGCAGUCUUGAGCCUCUAAAGGGAGGAAAGCCACGUAUUGCUGACUUUGUUCAUGGUUCCGAUGGAAUGGGAAACAUAUUUCUAGCACCCCCAAAAGAAAAGAAAAUUGGGAUAAAUGCUUCUGAAUUUUUGGUUGAUAAGGUUUCUGAACAUCCUGGUGAGAUAUCCAUACUUGCACUGGGACCAUUGACAAAUUUGGCUUUGGCAAUUAAAAGGGACUCAUCCUUUGCAAGCAAAGUGAAGAGAAUGGUGAUACUUGGUGGUGCUUUCUUUGCAAUGGGAAAUGUCAAUCCUGCUGCUGAAGCAAAUAUCUAUGGUGAUCCAGAAGCAGCUGAUAUUGUGUUCACAUCUGGGGCAAAUAUUGUUGUUAUUGGCAUAAACAUUACCACUCAAGUUAAACUAACAGACUCUUUGAUUGUUUCAGAUGCAGACCUCUCCGAGUUGAGGGGUUCAAGAGGAAGAUAUACCAAAGUGCUAAGUGACAUGAUCGUAUUUUACAGAGAUUGGCAUGUGAAAUCUGAUGGUGUUUUUGGUAUUUUCCUCCAUGACCCAGUAAGUUUUGUGGCCCUAGUCAGGCCUGAUCUCUUUACCUACAAGGAGGGGGUUGUGAGGGUUGAAACACAGGGCAUCUGUGUGGGACAUACACUAAUGGAUCAAGGACUGAAAAGAUGGAAUGCGAGCAACCCAUGGUCAGACUACUCACCCAUUUUGGUUGCAUGGACGGUUGAUGUGGAUCAAGUUGUUAUGUAUGUAAAGAAACUACUAAUGAAAACAUGAAGCUUUAUGAGCUUGUGAUAUCCAAGCCUGGAAACUGUAGAAAAAGAAAGUCUAGAUUCUCAACCAUUAGCUAGAUACCAUUUGCCAAUUCUUCCAGUUCUUUGUGGUCAGUCCCAAACCUGAGGCUGAUUUAUUUGUCCCAUAAUUCUCAGAUUAUGAUUUAUGUUUAGACUCUGUAGUAUACAUUGCGUUUUUUGAUAUUCAAAAAUUGAAAUAUUUUACUCUA